This is a messenger RNA of Thunnus maccoyii (southern bluefin tuna), 3543 nucleotides long. It is a transcript of the gene mark1, whose product is annotated as MAP/microtubule affinity-regulating kinase 1. The record is from RefSeq and is a predicted model, not a curated record. NCBI's taxonomy places the organism in Eukaryota, Metazoa, Chordata, Actinopteri, Scombriformes, Scombridae. Gene Ontology annotation, biological process: protein phosphorylation; intracellular signal transduction; microtubule cytoskeleton organization. The transcript is spliced from 18 exons. Bases 383 to 2629 code for a protein of 748 amino acids. Gene Ontology annotation, cellular component: cytoplasm. Gene Ontology annotation, molecular function: tau-protein kinase activity; protein serine/threonine kinase activity; ATP binding.
CUCCGCAGUGCUGCUGUCUGAGGAUCGCCGCGUCUCCUCCAGGAAGCGUUUUAACUUUUCCUCCUCUGCUCUCUUCCUCCUCCUCCUCCUCUUCCUCUUCUUCCUCCUCUUCCUCCUCCUCUUCCUCCUCUUCCUCGCUCUGUCUCUCUCUCUCUCUCUCCCGCUUCGUCUCCAUGCGGGGCUCUCUCCCGCAACAGCACAAACAGCGGGCCUUCCUGUGAGCCGCCGCCCCGGCCUCCCUCUCCCUCCGGCCGGCGGAGCCUCCCGGCUGAGCCCCGCUGAGGUGGCCUGGUUCCCGGGGAGAGAUGCUGUAGAGCAGCCGGCGGAGGAGAUGCUGCUGCCGGACUGAAGAGAGCAGAAAGCCGCGGAGGGAUCCAGAAAGAUGUCGAGCAGAGUGCGCCUGACCCCGGUGAGCGAGUCUGAACAGCCAAAGACUACAGACGGCCUUCCUGAACCGCCGGCCCCGCCCACCAAAUCCUCCAGCCGCCACAGUCUGCCGCGAUGCCGCAGCUCCGUCAUGUCCGCCGCAGACGAACAGCCGCACGUCGGGAACUACCGGCUGCUGAAGACUAUCGGAAAGGGAAACUUCGCCAAAGUCAAGCUGGCCAGACACACGCUGACCGGCCGAGAGGUCGCCAUCAAGAUCAUCGACAAAACUCAGCUGAACCCCACCAGCCUGCAGAAGCUCUUUAGAGAAGUCAGUGUGAUGAAGAUCCUCAACCACCCGAACAUCGUGAAGCUGUUCGAGGUGAUCGAGACGGAGAAAACUUUGUACCUGGUGAUGGAGUAUGCCAGUGGAGGUGAAGUCUUUGACUACCUGGUCGCUCACGGACGAAUGAAGGAGAAGGAGGCCAGAGCCAAGUUCCGCCAGAUUGUGUCAGCGGUGGAGUACUGUCACCAGAAGAGGAUAGUACACCGAGACCUGAAGGCAGAGAACCUCCUGCUGGACGCCGACAUGAACAUUAAGAUCGCAGACUUCGGCUUCAGUAACGAGUUCACGCUGGGCAGCAAGUUGGACACGUUCUGCGGCUCGCCUCCCUACGCCGCUCCCGAACUCUUCCAGGGGAAGAAGUACGAGGGGCCGGAGGUGGACGUCUGGAGUCUGGGAGUGAUUCUGUACACGCUGGUCAGCGGCUCGCUGCCCUUCGACGGACAAAACCUCAAGGAGCUGAGGGAGCGUGUUCUCAGAGGAAAGUACCGGAUUCCUUUCUACAUGUCGACUGACUGUGAGAACCUUCUGAAGAAGCUGCUGGUCCUGAAUCCCGGGAAACGAGGCAGCCUGCAGCAAAUCAUGAAGGAUCGAUGGAUGAACGUCAGCUACGCGGACGAGGAGCUGAAACCAUUCUCAGAGCCAGAACCAGACUACGACCUCAAACGCAUCGAGCUGAUGGAGACGAUGGGCUUCCCUCAGGACGAAGUGAUGAAGGUGCUGGAGGGUCAGAAGUACAACGAGGUGACGGCUACAUACCUGCUGCUGGGGAGGAAACCUGCCGAGUUUGAGGGCAGUGAGUCUUUGUCCAGCAGUAACCUGGGUCAGAGGUUACGACCCAGCAGCGACCUCAAUGGCACCAGUCAGUCCCCCGCCCACUCUCGCAGCGCGUCAGCCAGUCAGAAGCAGCGGCGUUUCAGCGACCACGUGGCGCCCUCUAUCCCGCCGCCUGUCUCCUACACCAAGCGUUGCCAUGCCAACAGCGUAGAGAGCGACAGGAAGGACGAGCUGGGCGCCACACCGGCUUCACCCAUGGGAGCUCCUGACCGCAGGAAGUCAGCUACAGCCUCAGGGAGCAUUACUCGGAGGAACACGUACGUUUAUGAGAGGACGAGCACCGAUCGCUACUCAGCUGCUGUUCCCAACGGGAAGGACAGCAGUCUACCAGAGGUACCUGCAGCAUCCCCCUCCCCAUCGCCUGGGGCAACCGUCUCCUCCACCCGGCCCCGUCAUGUCAAGUCCAUGUCGGCGUCAGGACAUCCCAUGAAGUCCUGCCUGCCUCCCAUCGACGACAACGCAGAGUAUCAGAGCUCCCCCCACCAGCCUCCAUCAUCACCGUCAGCCUUCAGCGUCACCAGCAGCAGCAGCACCACGCCGGACCGGACCCGAUUCCCCCGGGGCUCCUCCAGCCGCUCCACCUUCCACGGCGCUCAGCUCCGAGACCGACGCCCCGCCACCUACAACGGUCCGCCGGUCUCACCCAGCCUGUCGCCGCACGCCGCCGCCACGCUGGCCACGCCCCGCCGCGGCACCUCCACCUCCCUCAUCGGCAAGAUCACCUCCAAGUUUGCGCGCAGGAGUUCAUCAGGUGAGCCUAAGGAGGAGGGGCGGGACUCCAAGCCUCGCUCCCUGCGCUUCACCUGGAGCAUGAAGACCACGUCCUCCAUGGAGCCGGGGGACAUGAUGAAGGAGAUCCGGAGGGUUCUGGACGCCAACAACUGUGACUACGAGCAGCGCGAGCGCUACAUGCUGUUCUGCGUGCAUGGCGAUGCCCGGCAGGACAGUCUGGUCCAAUGGGAGAUUGAGGUGUGCAAACUGCCCCGCCUCUCGCUCAACGGCGUGCGGUUUAAAAGGAUCUCUGGCACGUCCAUCGCCUUUAAGAACAUCGCCUCCAAAGUGGCCAACGAGCUCAGGCUGUGACAGAUGUCCAGUUAUGAUCACAUAAUCCUUAAACACUGCGAGGAGGAUACCGCUACUCCUCCUCUUCACAGGACGACGCCUCACCAAGUGACGGCGGCCAUCUUGUGUUUAGCACUAUUGCAGGCUAACUGCUGUAUAACUCUUUGAAAAUACACCUUAUUAUACUCAACACAGUUACUAUUUAAUGUCACUAAAUGUUUGCCAGUAAAACCAAAUAUUAAAACGACUGGUGGUGCAGGUGUUCAGCAGGAUGUAGUCUGUCCCUCCACCACACUGAUGAGAACCAGAACAAAGCCAGGCUAACAAGGAAGAGAGCUCAAUUUGUUUGCUAGCAUUGAAAUCCAUCUGUCAUUACAGAUCAUUUAAGGUCGACUGAAGUGAGACUUACGGUUGUUUAGUCACUGUGUUUCUGCACUUAAGAAAUCAGAUUUUUCAAAGGUUUUACAGGUAAUCGAAUUCUUGAACGUCUUGUAAAGUAACCUGGUUUCUUUUAUCAGGAAACCAAACUGCAUGUAAUCAGCUGUAACAUUAUUGCAGAGCCUUAACCUGGUUUCUGUCAGUAAUCCGGUUUCUGGAGUGCAAAUAAACAGUCACUGAAACAUGACCUCUACAAUAGAUGAACAUCUAGCUAGCAAUGUAUGCAGUUACAGUGUAAAACACAAAUACUCAUCAAACAUGUGUCUGUCACCACGUUGCUUUGUGACGGUGUAAAACUGUUUUUAUUUGUUACCUGACCACCACUGCUAGAGAGCCAGUUUAGCUUGCUUGCCAGUUAAUUCACCAUUAAUCUUCGCUAUGAUGUCAGCUGAGUAAAUCAGUGUUCAGACUGAAUGUGAGGUGAUGCGAUCGCAUAUAAAGGUGAAGACACUAAGAGUCCCUUUAUACCUUGCAUUAAAAUGUAUCUCAUAUCCAAA